CUCUCCUGUACUCACCACCAUGCCCGACGCAGUCCUCGAUGCAGGCGCCUUCCCACACCUCCUCGACGCGGUGAUUGCGCACGCGCCGGCGCCCUCGCUUCUUGCACUCCGCGCUGCCUCACGACAUUGCAAGGCGCGCGCCGAUGCGCGCCUCGCGGCCCACCUAGUCGUCGAAGACCGGGGCAUGGGCGGCCGGUGGUUCGCGGCGUGGCACGCGGCGCUCAACCCUUCCAUGCGCGCCCGCCCCGACCCAAGCAGCCUGUUCGCGGCAAGCUUCAACGCCUACGCAGUCUACACGCAUGCGGGGCGAAUGCGGGUGCUCGGGGCCCCCCCAACCGACACAUACUACAACUGGAUGCAGUUCGCGCGCCCACACGGCCCCUUCGUGCCCGGCGCGCGCGCAUACUUCCCCCUCGUGCGCGUGCUCGAUCUGCACGGCGACGUCGGCGCGGUGUCGGAUACACAACCGUUCACGCACGAGGUGGAGCUCACGCGCCUCAUGCCCGGCCUCAGCGGGGAGAUGGACGAGCUCCCGCCGCCAACGCGUACCCUCGCCCUCUUCCCGGCGCCGGGCGAGAUGGCGCCGCACCACAUCUUGGACGUGAAGACGGUGUGUCGGCGUGUGGUCGUCAACGUGGCGUGGCACGAGGCACCGGGGCUCGUGCGCUUGCGCUUGCGCGACCUCGAGGGCGUGCGCGAAGUCGUGAUCUCGUUCGCGGGCUGGCGCGCCAUGCCGGACGCGCGUGCAGAAGGGCGCGGAGAGCAGGAGGGGCACGCGACCCUCCUCCACGGCCCGGAGGAGUUCACGCCCGCCUACUUCCAGCCAUCGGACGAGCCGGAGGACGAGGACGAAGAGACGCUGCCGUGGAAGCGUCUCGGGCCGCGCGAGAGCGACAACCUGCGGUGGCAGGAGUUGGCGUUCCUUGUCGCGCUAAGCCUGUCAUGCGGCGCACGAGUGACGGUCGUUGACCUCGACCGCGUCGACCCGGCCUGGCUCGACCCGGACUUCGCGCCGGGCUCGCUGCGCCCGACGGAUCCCACGCCGCUCACGCCCACGCCGCAGGCGUCUGCCCCGCCCACACCACAGGCGCCGGCACAGGCCGCCGGCCCCGACCUCGCCGCCGCGCACGCCAGUACCCUCCGCGACCUUAAGGCGACACUGCGCGGGCUGCGGAGCGCUCGCCGCCAGAGCCCCAGCUUUUGGCUCGUCAACGGCCUCAGGGUGUACGGGUUGUGCACGGUCGUUAUGCCGCCCUCCACGAGAGGCGUGCGCUUCCUCUCGAGCGCACAGUACGUCGCCGAGGCCGACCCACUCGAAAUCGACGCAGGGGCGUUCGCGCUGUAGCUGCGCUUCCACACAUGUACGCUGGUCUACUGCACCGAGUGGGCUGUGGUGGGGUCCACCUUUUUGCUUGCCCGUCCUUAGUGUCGACCGCGUGGUCCCGCGGAGCAUGUUGGUGGACUGUCAGACCUCACAUCGACUAACGGCCGCUUACCGCUGCCGAGCGCAUGCACUGCAACUACAUGUACUCGCUAAUGUCCAUCUCCAGCUGCCACUGCUUUUUGCUGAGGAGUAGUUUGUGCUCUUCACGAGUUCGGAAUUGGAACAAAUCGCGGGGCAGAGGCACAUUCGUGCCCGCGGCAACGAAGCGGAUCGCCUGGGGUUCAUCCGCCACGACGGUGAGGGUGAACUUGGGGCGACCCUGGGCGUUGCCUCGAAGAACAAU
This is a messenger RNA of Cutaneotrichosporon oleaginosum, 1727 nucleotides long. RefSeq lists its product as uncharacterized. Lineage: Eukaryota; Fungi; Basidiomycota; Tremellomycetes; Trichosporonales; Trichosporonaceae. The record is from RefSeq and is a predicted model, not a curated record.